AUGGAGUGCCGGCUAGUGGAGCGCUUCGUGGGCAUGCUGCUUUGGUUUGCUGGCGGUUGUCGGUGGCUCAAGCCACAGCUCCCCUUUACCAGAUGUUGCAAAAGCCGUGGGCAGUACCUCAAUUUGAACAUGCAACCGUUUCGGGACAUUGUGCUUCAUUGGAUGCGAAGCUGGAUUAGCUUGGUGUUCUUCGACUAUGAAAACCCGAGCGCAACCACCUGCAAAGAAUCGGCGUGGGCAGCGCAGUUGUUUUACAAUGCGUUCAUUGUCACAUUGGAUGUCAGCGAAAUUGAGUGGACCACUUGUGCUGCAGAUGCUUUUGCCACAGAGCAUGAGGCUGAGCGAGUCCUGCACCUGAGUCCUUUGCUAGUUCUUGCACUCUUCCUUCGGCGGUGGCUACUGCGCUAUGCUGAGGUGGCAUGGCUAUGCAUGGUGAUUUUCAGCAAGAUACUCUCUGCACGCUGCAGAGCGUCUGGGCGGCCAAGCCAAGCAGGUGAGGCCAUUUGGGCACUCUGCCACAAGGUUUGCGCCCGCUUUGUUUUCGACACAGUUGUGUCCCUUGGAGGCUUCUGGGUGAAACUUGCCCAGACAGCCUCAGUGGUUUCUGCAUUGCCUGAUGCGUACGUGGAUGAGUUAUCAAAGCUUCAGGAUGCUAUGCCUGCGGAUUCCCUUGAGGAGGUGGAGAAGCUUCUCACGAAGGAGCUUGGGCGUUCGUGGCGUGAUCACAUUGAGCUCGAUCCUGGGCCUGUUCUUGGCAGUGCCACCAUUGCACAGGUGCACAAGGCCACCUUCCGCUUGCGCAAGGCGGAGGGCAUCCAGGAGAUCCGCGGAGUCUUGAAGGUGCAACACGCACACGUGGAAGAGAAGCUGCUGGUGGACAUAAGAGCCAGUGUCCUUGUGGGCAGGCUUCUCUCCAGCUUGAUGCCGCACAUGUUCUCAGAUCUUGGUGCCACAAUCCAAGACACCGCCGCAAUGUCCAAAGCGGAGCUGGAUUUCCGUGUGGAGGCCAAGAACCAAUGUAUGGCUCGAGCAAAGAUUGACGAAGCUGGUUUGGACAUAAUCAUUCCUGCUGUCAUUCCGGAGUAUGUGACAAAACGGGUGUUGGCCAUGGAGUAUGUGAAAGGUGUGAAGAUCACAGACUAUGCAGCUUCUGAGAGCUCCAGCCAGCAGCGCAAGGAGGUCAUGGCAAAGCUCAUCGACUUCUACGGCUUCACACUUCAUGGGCCGAUCUUCAACUGCGACCCACAUCCAGGAAAUAUUCUUGUUGAGAAAGAGACAGGCCGGCUUUGUGUUCUGGACUGGGGUCAAGUCCGUCAGCUCUCACAGCCUGAGCGCUUUGCAUAUGCCAAGAUUUUCAUGGCCGCUUUGAUGGAGGAUGUCCACCUUUUUGUUGAAGGCUGCCGCGCCUUGAACUUUUCGUUUGGUGACCUGGACGGAAGACCCGAUGCUACACCCAUUGCCAUGAUUGGAGCGUUGCGUGGCACGGCUGCACUAAUCAGAAAGCAGCAAAGUGCGCUGGAGCUCUACCUCAAGCCAUCGCACAAGAUGCUUUUAUGCUUCCUGCUGCGUGACUCGCGGCCGAUUGCCCAAUCCCGCGCGGACUUUGAGCAGCUGGAGCAGGUCUUUGGGAAGCUGGAUGGUGAGACCAAAGCCAUUCAAAGAGGUGGUGAACAAAUUGUAAAGGGUCCGCUGAUGCCUUUGACAAAGACUGUCUCGUUGCUCUUCGAGGUCUCCAGCCGCUUAGAGGUCUCUUUGCCCCUCAUGCAUCUCUUUGUGUGCCACGGCUAUCCCAUGUUGCUGAAAGAGCUGGGCCAUAGCAAUGUGAAGGUGCAGCCAAGUAUGACCAGUUUCACGCUGAAGCUUCCCAUCGCGCCUCAAAUCUUGGGCUCUGGCGAUCCUGCCUUUGUCUCCAAGUUGUCAGGGUUGCUGAGGGCUCUACACGCGGAUGGGCAUUUGCUGGGUGCGCAACUUUGCGUGCUGGAUCUGGCAACAGGUGAUGUCUUGGCAGAUUUAGCUUUGGGACACUGCUCUUGGCUAAAUCCACUGCCAGUCACAUGCAAUACCGUAUUCAAUAUUUUGGAGAUCUCCAAGAUGUUCUUGACCUUUAGCGUGUUGGGGCUGGUGGAUGAGGGCCGUGUCUCCUUAAGAGCUGUGCUGCAAGAGAGCUCGAUGGGCAAGGUGUUGCUGGAACACGCACUGAGCCACACGUCUGGCCACUUAAAGCUGGCUCCAGGCAGCUCAGACUUGUCCUUCAGGGAGUUCUGUGACAGUGAGGUUCUGGCGGAAAAGAUGUUGGCUGAAGAGCCUUUGCUGGGACCAGGCCUGGGCAAGAGCUGUUUCACGGACCUCGCAAAAGCACGGUACAUUCUUCUAGCUUUUUUGAGAAGUGGUAGCUCUUUGCAUAGUUUUGCUCUCAUCAAGCAGGACCUGGGCAAGCGGAUGGAAGAGUUUGAGCACUUUGUCGACGCUACAAAUCGUGGACGCAGCAAGAAUGCCACGAAGGGGCAGAAGGCGGAGCAUGGCAUGUGGAUGAGCUUCUUUGGUCGAGAGCAUUGGUUCAAUCCUGCUGCCUUGAAUCGGGAUCUUCCGCGCACCAGCGUGCUUCCUGGGCGGCAAGGCUUUGCAACUGCCAAGGACACGGCAAAGGCACUGCGAGCCGCGGCGGCAGGGCAGGCCCUCUCACAACGGAUGUGGCGGGAAGCCUCGCGAUCUCGCAAGCCCGAGAAAGGUCCUGACUCAGAGCCGUGCCGUUUGCCUCACCAUUUGGAGCGCUUUCAGGAUGCUGAGCCCGGGUUCCCCAGUUGUCUGAUCGGCUCCACACCUCACAUGAAGCGAGGCCCUAGAGGUGCCACAAACAGUGCAAAACACGAAAAGUCAUUUCCGGGGAGGCAGUAA
Durusdinium trenchii is the source of this 2895-nucleotide messenger RNA. The record is from the annotation of a GenBank genome assembly. NCBI's taxonomy places the organism in Eukaryota, Dinophyceae, Suessiales, Symbiodiniaceae.